Messenger RNA from Trypanosoma conorhini, 364 nucleotides. RefSeq names its product elongation factor 1-gamma. NCBI's taxonomy places the organism in Eukaryota, Euglenozoa, Kinetoplastea, Trypanosomatida, Trypanosomatidae. Gene Ontology annotation, cellular component: cytoplasm; nucleus. The annotation marks the transcript as partial. Gene Ontology annotation, molecular function: translation elongation factor activity. The record is from RefSeq and is a predicted model, not a curated record. The transcript has a single exon. Gene Ontology annotation, biological process: translational elongation.
GCACUACGACCCCGCCGGCUACACGACGUUCUGGUGCCGCUACAAGUACAACGAGGACAACAAGAUGCAGUUCAUGACGGCGAACCUGAUCCGCGGGUGGUUCCAGCGCAUGGAGCACGUGCGCAAGUACGCCUUUGGCGUCGCGCUGAUCGUUGGGGAGGAGAAGCGGCACGACAUUGUGGCGCUGUGGGUCUUCCGCGGCAAGGGCAUGCCGGAGAUCGUGGCCGCGGUGGAGGACACGGAGCUGUUCGACUGGGAGGAGGUGGCCGACGUCGCGGCGCAGCGGGAGCGCAUCACGGACUACCUCUGCUGGGAGGGCCCGACGAUCCCGAAGCCGGUGCUGGAGGGGCGCGUGUUCAAGUGA